AUGGAGCCUGAGGACCUGCCGUGGCCCGGCGAGCUCGAGGAGGAGGAGGAGGAGGAGGAGGAGGUGGCGGAGGAGGUACCCGAGGAGGUGGCGGAGGAGGUACCUGAGGGGCUGGCGGAGGAGGCGGAGAACUUGGACGAAGAUGAAGUGUUGAUGGUGGAGGACGUAGAGGAGGAGGAGGAGGGUCGGGAACUGGACGCGGACUUAAACUACGAGAGCCAGCCUCCGGAGAGUACGGACGACGAGGAGGAUGAGGAGGACGAGGAGGCGAUGGCCUGGCUGCAGGCACACCCCGGCCGGAGUUUGCCUCUGUCGUCGCUCCGGAAGCACCGCUACUCCGAGGCCGAGCGGACCGCCUCGGAGAAGAGACCAGAAUCUUGGCAUUUUCUUCCUCAAGAAAUCGAUUCUUCCCAUACCAUGGACACAACCCAGACCAGGAUUAAUAUGAGAGAGGAACGGAUGGAAGUGACAGAAUUCCCCUCUGUGGAGGAAGGUAUAUUGACCCAAUCAGAAAAUCAAGUAAAGGAACCCAACAGAGAUCUCUUCUGUUCUCCAUUGCUAGUCAUACAAGACAGCUUUGCUUCUCCUGAUUUGCCUUUGCUGACAUGUUUGACAGAUCAGGAGUUUGGGCCUGAUUCCUUAUUUCACCAAAAUGAGCUAAGUUUUGCACCUCUGAGGGGAAUUCCUGGUAAGUCUGAAGACACCGAAUGGUUUUCUCGACCAUCGGAAGUUAGUGAAGCUUUAUUCCAGGCAACCUCAGAAGUAGCUUCAAACUUUGGUAACAGCCGCUUUAGUGUAUCUCAGCACCCACUUAUAGGUACUACAGCUGUUGAGCCUCAAGACUCUUUUUUACCUGGUGAACAAGGAACCAAAGAAGAGACCAUUUCAUCUGAUAUAGCUGAUAAACUGAAAACGCCCAAAGACUCUGAUAGUUAUGAUGCUCUUCGUGCAUAUAUGUCAUGGAAGACACAAGAAGUUACACAGGAACCAGAAACCAAUUUAGCUGGUAAAGAUCAAGUUUCUUUUUCAACUUCAUCUGAUACAAGUGAUGAAUAUAUAACUUCUAAAGAAAGUGACAGUUUUGAUGCUGCUUGUUCAUACGUGCAAUAUUGGAAACAAGAAGCUAUACAGCAGUCAGAAAAAUAUUUAACCAGUGAGGACCAUGAUUUUUGUUCAGAUUCAUCUGAUACAGUUGAUAAAAAUAAAAUUUCUGAGGGAAGUGACAAUUUCAGUGCCCCUUUUUCACGUAUGUCAUGGAGCAAACAAGUUUCCUACCAUCCAGAAACAUGUCUAAUCAGUAAGGACUGUGUUUCUUUUGCACAUGAAGCUGCUCCCCAUUUUAGUAAUACAGUGUCAUAUUCUUUCUUGCAUUGCUUGUUGGAAAAAAGAAGGAAAAGGGUUCCCUUGGUGUCUGAUAGUUAUUUUCAGAGUGUUUAUUUAAGGGCUCCAGCUGAGAAUGAGUUGACACAAAAGAUGGAUUCUUUGGAGGGUUAUGAAAGAAAUGAAGAAGGUCUGGGGAAAGACUUAUAUCAAUGUUUUGAACUAAAGGAGAAUAGCAAUACUUUGGCAUUUUCAGAGGUUCCUCCCAGAUCUUCAGAAAUACGGUAUAUUGAUAAUGUUGUAGUUAUUGAUCAUUCUGUAAAAGUUUCAGAAACACAUGUACUCUCCAGGGGACAUGAUACCUCUAAGGUAGAGGCUUCUGGUUGUCCUCUUCAGACUAUUACAUCCAACUUAGGUGAGACAUCAGAAGAACUGUAUUUUCAAGGGGAAAGAAACCAAAAGGCAAGUUCUGCUUUUGGUGAGAAAAAUUUUAAUGCUACUGAAAAUGUAGCCUUUGAGGCAGUUAUUGCCUCUAUUGAGCCUUCCAAGAAAGAGAGUACAGUACAUGAAAUCCAAACUGCCAUCAAUAAAUGUUUAACAAACGACAGCCAAGAAAGGGAUCCCCAAAAUUCAGAGCUUUCCCUAUUCAGUUAUAAUAAAAACUCUUUCUUUGAUAAAUUUAGUCACCCACUAUGUCAUUCUACUCCUGGAGUGUUUGAACCAGCAGCUUCAAAACCAUUAUUGCAUAAAAAAGAUGAUUAUGUUAGCUCCCUGUACUGGCAUUCUAAUUUAAAUUCGCUCCCCAAUGCUCCUCAGGAAGUGUUCAUUAAGCCACCUUCUUUUAUUCCAAAGCUUAAUUCAGAGCUUAAUUCAUCUGCUUCAUUAAGUGGAAAAUCUCACAGACAGGUUGUUGGUCUUUGUAAAACACCAUCAGCUUUAUUUCAGUGUGAUAUAGACAAUGAACCAUUUCUUCCAGUUGGGAAGACAAAGUCUGUUCCUGCUCUUGACCUUGCAGAGAAGGUAGGAUCUUCACACAUGUAUCCACUGAAAGCUUCAACUUCAGAUUCGUUGUCUUUACAAGAUUCAAAGCAGCAAACAUUUGAAGAAGUUGCAGAUUCCUCAAGCUAUAUUUUGGCGGGCCUGCAGGGAAAGGCUGAAUCUGACAUCUGUACCCUGGGUGAUGAUACUGAAUGCUGUAGCCUAGAUGAAAAUGCUGUUACAUGCAGUGAAAGAGUUGCUGAACUACAAAGAGAGAUAUGUGACCAAAGUGACUCGACUGGUGAGUGCAUUGAGCUAGCAGGCUUAGAAAAUUUGCUUGAUGAUCUAGAGAUUUGUGACAGCUCCCUGCGCUGGGAGCCUGCUUUGCAACUACCAUCCAAGGAAGAUAGCUGUUUUGAAGAGUCUGUAGGUCAUUCUAAUAUGGACAUUAAUCAGUCUUUUUCACCUGUAUUGCCUCCAUUUGUUCAUGAGCCAGCCAGAGAGUUGGAAUAUCACUCUUCAGAUCUCAGAAUGUUGAGGAUAUCUCCUCAGAUUGUGCCUAAGACUCUCAAACAUUUAUCAGGAGAUACUUCUAAAGGAGGCAUAACUGAAAUUACUCAAUCCAACUUGAAACCAGGCAUCACUACCACUCCUGGAGAUUCACACAUUGGAUCUCAUUUACCCUUGUCCCCUGUAAGGUCUUCUGUGGAGAAUACCAUUGAUCAACAUAUUGAUACUCUCAACCAACAGAUAUUGGCAGAUGGUCAUGUAACUGAAGAGACACUAAAUGUUUCAGCUAUUCCUGAACUAGCUGACCAAAAUACUGGCAUAUCUACAAUCCCUUCAGGUUCCAACACACAAGGAGAGAAGCCCAGUAUUUUCUACCCACAGGCCUUGGGAAACAGUCAUCAAACUGAAGAGGCUCUAAGAGUUUCAGCUGUUUCUGGACCUGCUGACCAGAAGACUGAGAAAACAACAGUACCUUCUAGUUCAUAUAGAGAGAAGCACAUUAUUUUGUCCCAGCAACAGCUGCCAGGCAGUCAUCUAGUAACCGCUUCUUCUUUCUCACAUGGAGAGAAGUCCCAUAUUUUUUUUCAACAGACAUUGCCAGAAAGUCUUGUAACUGAACAGUCUCAGCAAGUUUCACCUGUUUCUGUAUUUGCUGACCAGAAGACUGGGAUACCAAUAGUAACCUCUACUCCUUACUCACAUAGAGAACAGCCCCGUAUUUUCUAUCAACAGACAUCGCCAGAAAGUCAUCCAACUGAACAACCUCAGCAAGUUUCAGCUGUUCCUGGACCAGCUUACCAAAAGACUGGGAUACCAACAACACUCCCUACUUCCUACUCACAUAGAGGGAAGACUGGUUUUUUCUAUCAGCAGGAGUUGCCAGACAGUCAUCUAAUUGAACAGGCUCAGAGAAUUUCAGCUAUUCCUGGACCAGCUGACCAGAACACUGUGAUACAAACAGUAUCCUCUAGUUCCUACUCACAUAAAGAGAAACCCAUUAUUUUUUACCAGCAGGAGUUUCCAGAUAGUCAUCUAACUGAAGAGGCUCUAAAAGUUUCAGCUAGUCCAGGACCAGCUGAGCAGAAUACUGGGAUACCAACAGGGUCCUCUGGGUCCUACUCAUUUGAAGAGAAGCCCAGUAUUUUCAAACAGCAGACAUUAUCAGAUAGUCAUCUAAUUGAAGAGGCUCUGAGAGUUUCAUCUGCUCCCAGACCAGGUGACCAGACGACUGGUAUACUAACAGUACCCUCUAGUUCCAACUCACAUAAAGAGAAGCCCAAUAUUUUCUACCAACAGGAGUUGCCAGAUAUUCAUUUAACUGAACAAGCUCAGAAAGUUUCAACUAUUUCUGGAUCAGCUGAGCCGAAGACUGUAAUACCAACCAUAGCCUCUAUUUCUUACUCAUAUAGAGAGAAGCCCAUUUUCUACCCACAGGGCUUGGCAGACAGUCAACUACCUGAAGAGGCUCUGAAAGUUACAGUUGUUCCUGGACCAGCUGACCAGAAGACUGGAUUACCAUCAGAACCUUCUAGUUUUUACUCUCAUAGAGAGAAGCCUAUUAGUUUCUAUCAACAGGCCUUACCAGACAUUCAUCUCACUGAAGAGGCUCUGAAAGUUUCUACCAUUUCUGGACAAGCUGAUCAGAAGACUGAGAUACCAACAGUACCUUCUACUUCCUACCCACAAAGAGAUAAGCACAUUAUUAUCUCUCCACAAGCCUUGCCAGAUAGUCAUCUACUUGAAGAGGCUCCAAAACUUUCAGCUGUUCCUGGACCAGAUGACCAGAAGAGUGGGUUACCAUCAGAACCUUCUAGUUCCUACGCACAUAGAGAGAAGCCCAUUAUUUUCUUCCAACAAGAGUUGCCAGAUAGUCAUCUAACUGAAGAGGUUCUGAAGGUUUCAGCUGCUUCUGGAACAGGUGAUCGGAAAACUGGGAUACCAACAUUACCUUUAAGGUCCUACUCACUUGGAGGGAAGCCCAUUAUUUUCUACCAUCGGGCCUUAGCAGAUAGACAUCUCAAUGAAGAGGCCCUGAAUGUUUCAGCAUCUGGACCAGCUGAGCAGAAGACUGGAAUACCUACAACAUCCUCUACUUCCUACCCUCCUAGAGAGAAGCCCUUUAUUUUCUACCCACAAGUCUUGCCAGAUAGUCAGCUAACUGAAGCGGCUCUGAAAGUUUCAGCUGUUCCUGGACCAGGUGACCAGAAUACCAGAAAACCAACAGUAACCUCUGCUUCGUAUUCACAUAGAGAGAAGCCUAGUAUUUCUUAUCAGCAGGAGUUACCAGGCAGUCAGCUAACUGUAGAGGCUCUGAAAGUUUCAGGUAAAUUUUCACAGGGAUUACCAGACAAACAUCUAACUGAAGAUGCACUGAAGGUUUCAGAGAUUUCGGGACCAACUGACCAGACAAUUGUGUUACCAACAGCUCCUCCUAGUGUUUUUUCACACAGAGAGAAACCAGAUACAUUCUAUCAACAGGAUUUGCCAGAUAGACAUCUAUAUGAAGAUGCCCUAAAGUUCUCAGGUGGCCUUGGGCAAGCUGAUCAGAUUACUGGGUUAUCAACAGUUCCCCUUGCUGCUUAUUCACACAGUGAGAAGCACAAACUUGUCUCGGAUCAUGUCCAAAAGCUAAUAGAUAAUUUGGAUUCUUAUAACUCUAGUAUUAUCUUGAACAAUAUGCCUUUAAAUUCUCAGGCUGAUCGGAGAGUUGUAAUAAAUAAGCCAGAGCCUUCAGAUUUUGACAAUGUUGGCUUAGAAGUAUCCCAGGAUACAGAAAAUGAUUCUAAAACCCUUAAAGAGAUUCAGACACUUUUAAUGGAGGCAGAAAAUAUAGCACUGAAACGAUGCAAUUUUCCUGUUCCCCUUGUCCCCUUCAGAGAUGUUAGUGAUAUUUCACUUAUUCAUUCUAAGAAGGUGGUUAGCGUCAAAGAACCCCCUACAGCUGAUGAAUAUAAUGUUGAUUUGCUCCAGAGACAGCCAUUCACAGAGGAAAGUCCAAGCAACAAGUGCAUACAGAAGGAAAUUAGCACACAGACGAACCUAAAAUGCCAGAGAGGCAUUGAAAAUUGGGAGUUUAUUCAUUCAACUACAGUUAGAAGUCCUCUACAGGAAGCAGAAAGUAAAGCCAGAGUGGAAUUAGAUGAAACCCUUAGACAACAUAAAGCAGCCAACUCUGUAAUGAGAUCUGAACCUGAAGGGUGCAGUGGAACCAUUGGGAAUAAAAUUCUGAUCCCUGUGAUGACUAUCAUACAAAGUGAUUCAAGUAGUGAUGCAAGUUCCUGCUCAUGGGACAGUAAUUCCUUAGAGUCAGUUUCCGAUGUUCUUCUAAACUUUUUUCCAUACGCUUCACCAAAGACAAGCACGACAGAUAGCAGAGAGGAAGAGCGUAUGUCAGAGAGUGAUGAUGGGGGUGGUAGUAGUGUAGAUUCAUUGGCUGCACAUGUGAAAAACCUUCUGCAGUGUGAAUCCUCAUUGAAUCAUGCUAAACAGAUACUCAGAAAUGCAGAGGAAGAGGAAUGUCGGGUACGAGCACGAGCAUGGAAUCUGAAGUUUAAUAUGGCUCAUGAGUGUGGCUACUCCAUUUCAGAAUUAAAUGAGGAUGAUAGGAGAAAAGUAGAAGAGAUCAAAGCAAAGUCGUUUGGUCAUGGAAGAACAACUGAUUUGUCCAAGGGUUUACAGAGUCCACGGGGAAUAGGAUGCAACCCGGAAACUGUAUGUAGUCACAUUAUUAUUGAGAGCCAUGAAAAAGGAUGUUUUAGGACUCUAACUGCUGAACAACCACAGUUGGACAGCCAUCCCUGUGUGUUCAGAUCUGCUGAACCCUUAGAAAUGCUCAAAGGACAACGGAGCCCAUCAUCAUGGAGAACCAGGCACAUCAACCUUUCCAAAUCACUAGACCAGAGCAACCCCCAUUUUGAAGCUUGGAAUUCCUUGCAGUUACAAAGUCAUUCCCCAUUUCAAAACUUGUUGGCUGAUGACUUCAAAAUUAGCAAGGGCUUUCAAAUGCCAUUCCAUGAAAAGAUGGACCCUUGGCUGUCAGAAUUAGUAGAACCCACUUGUGUGCGACCUGAAGAAAUGGAUUGUCAUUCUUCAUCACAAAUGCUGCCCCCAGAAUCCAUGAAAAAGUUUACUACCUCCAUCACUUUUUCAUCUCACCAACAUUCUAAAUGUUUUUCAGAUUCCUCUGUUGUUAAGGUUGGUGUUACUGAAGGUAGCCAGUGUAGUGGAGCAUCUGUAGGAAUAUUUAAUUCUCAUUUCACUGAAGAGCAAAAUCCUCCUAGAGAUCUAAAACAGAAAACCUCUUCCCCUCCAUCAUUGAAAAUCAUUAGUCAUUCACCAGAUAAAGCUGUGACGAUUUUAGCAGAAAGCAGUAGAAAAGGUAAAUUUUCUGUUGAAUGUUCUCACCAAGAAGAAAAACUCUUAGAAAGACCAGAUUUUAAAGGCAGUCAUUCUGUGCCCAGUACCAGUACAAAUUCUGGAAAAGUUAAGGAAGUUCAUUUUGCUGAUAACCAUACCUUCAUUAAUAUAGACAGACCAAGUUCCACAUUAGGAGUAAAAGAGAAGAAUGUAACUAUAACACCAAAUCUUCCUUCGCGCAUAUUUCUUGAACAACAAGAGCUCUUUGAACAAAGCAAAGUCCCACAUGCAGAUCACCAUGUGAGAAAACACCAGUCUCCCCCUCCUCAACAUCAGGAUUUUGUAGCUUCAAACCUUCCUUGUUUCAUUUUUCUUGAAAAACGAGAACUCUUGGAACUAAGCAAAGCCCCAGAUGUAGAUCACCAGAUGAGAGAAAACCACUCCUCCCUUCCUCAAGGUCAGGAUUAUAUAGCUCCAGACCUUCCUCCUCCCAUUUUUCUUGAGCAACGUCAGCUCUUUGAACAAAGCAAAGCCCCGGAUGUAGAUCACAACAUGAGAAAACAAUCUUCCCCUCUUCCUCAAGGUCAGGAUUCUGUAGUAGAAAACAAUGAUCAACAUAAGCCUAAAUCACACAUUUCUAAUAUGAUAGAUGUUGAAGCCAAGUUAAAUAAGGUGGUCUCCCAAUCAGCCCCAAAUCAAAGUCCAUUAGCAACAUCUUCACCUACAUUAGCAACAUCUUCACCUACAUUAGCAACUUCUUCACCUACAUUAGCAACUUCUUCACCUACAUUAGCAACAUCUUCACCUACAUUAACAACAUCUUCACCUACAUUAGCAACAUCUUCGUGUACAUUAGCAACAUCUUUGCCUACAUUAGCAACAUCUUCACCUACAUUAGCAACAUCUUUAUCAAUACCUACUCCACCUUCAAAUAAAAAAGCACUUUCUUUUGUCCAUAUAACUCUUUCUCCCAAUACUCCAUCCAAGUUGGAUAGUGGAACCUUAGAUAAAAGAUUUGUUUCAUUGGAUCCUGCUUCUAAAAAAAGAAUGAAUAGUGAGUUUAACUCUGAUCUACAAACUAUAUCUUCAAGAUCAUUGAGACCAACCACCAAAUUACUGACCACUAAACCUGUAGCACAGGAUCAAGAGUCUUUAGGUUUUCUAGGACCUAAAUCUUCAUCGGACUUUCAAGUUGUACAGUCUCCUCUUCCAGAUGGUAAUACUAUUACUCAGGACUUGAAAACCAUACCUUCUCAGAAUAGCCAGAUAGUAACCUCAAGGCAAACACAAGUGAACUUUUCAGAUUUGGAAGGAUAUCCCAAUCCAGAAGGGACUCCAGUAUCUGCAGAUCGAUCCUUAAAGGAUAUUAAGCCCCCAUCUUCGGCCUUCUCUGGAAAAUUUUCAUCUGAUGCAGUCACUCAGAUAACAACAGAAAGUCCACAAAAAACCAUGUUUUCAUCUGAGAUUUUUAUUAAUGCUGAAGAUUGUGAACAUGAAAUUCCAGAGCCCAGUACCCAGAAGCUGGACAAAGUUCCUGUCAAGUUUGCUUCCUCAUUUUCAAUCCAGCAAAUUACUGUUCCUCGUGGCACAGACGGAGCCCAGCCUUCCCUGUUGCCAUAUAAGCCUUCUGGUAGUACAAAGAUGUACUAUGUUCCACAAUUAAGUCAAACUCCUUCAUUUCUGGAUUCCAAAUCAGAUACUACCAUCGAGAGCUCACACUCAGGAUCCAAUGAUGCCAUUGCUCCAGACUUCCCAGCUCAGGUGCUAGGCACAAGAGAUGAUGACCUGGCACUCACGGUUAAUAUUAAACAUAAAGAGGGAAUCUAUAGUAAGAGGGCAGUGACUAAGGCACCCCUGUCAACAAGGAAAAAGUACUUUCAGAAAUAUAACACAGGUGAUGCCAUUAUUUCAGGUUCCCAAGAUCAAGUUCUUAUCACUAGAGAUGAGAACCUCUCAGACAAAAUCCAGAUAAAGGAGAUCUACAGCAAAAAGGCAGUGACUAACGCUGCCCAACCUGAAGAGAAAGAAUCGUUUCAAAAAGAUACUGCAGGUUCCAGUGAUGCUGCUGCUGCAGAGCACUCAGCUCAACUACAAGACACAAAGGUUCAAAGCCCAUCAGACACCAAAGCCAUUAAACAGAAAGAGGAGAUCCAUAGUAAGAGGAUAGUUCCUAAGGAAGCCUGGUCAGAAAAUAAAGAAUCCUCGCAAAUAGAUGUUGAAGAGUCCAGAGGUCAUUCAGAAUUUGAAAAUACUACCCAUUCUGUGUUCAGGUCAGCCAAGUUUUACUUUCAUCAUCCAGUACAUCUACCAAGUGAUCAAGAUAUUGGCCAUGAAUCCUUAGGGAGGAGUGUUUUCAUGAAGCAUUCUUGGAAAGAUUUCUUUCAGCAUCAGCCAGACAAACAGAGAGAACACACUUUUCUUCCUUCCCCUUAUCAAAAUGAGGAAAAGAUGAAGACAGAUGAUACCAGAAUUGAGAGUCUCAGUAUCGAUGUAAACUUGGAGAACAAAGAAGCGAUACAGCCUACUAACACUCAGGCUGCAGAUCAUGCAAAAUGUGACAAACCAAUUAGUGAACCAAAAAAGAGUGAUGAGGUCACUCCAGAGCCAACAACUCAGCACACUGCAAGUUUGAAUGAACUCUGGAACAAGUAUCGGGAGCGACAGAAGCAACAGAAACCUCCAGGGUUCAGUGACAGGAAAGAACUGUCUUUGGUGGAGCGACUUGAUCGUUUGGCAAAACUUCUUCAGAACCCCAUCACACAUUCCCUUCAGCCCUCAGAAAGUACACAGGAUGAUAGCAGAGGGGAUCGAGAUGCUAAGGAAUGGAGUGGUAGACAGCAACAGCAGAAAAACAAGCUUCACAAAAAGAAGCGGUAUAAAAGUUUAGAGAAAUGCCAUAAAAACAAAGGAGAUCUUAAAAACAAGGUGCUUUCUACUCAUCAAGCUGGGAAGUCCAAUCAUAUUAAAAUUGAACAGGUUAAAUUUGAUAAAUAUGUUCUGAGAAAACAGCCCUGUUUUCAUUAUAUUAACAACACUUCUUCAGAUUCUAGACCCUCAGAGGACAGUGAGCUGCUCACAGAUACUGCCACCAAUGUCCUUUCCAGCACCACUUCUCCUGUGGAAUCAGAUAUAUUGACCCAGACAGACAGAGAAGUGACUUUGCAUGAGAGGAGCAGCUCUAUUUCCACCAUUGACACUGCCCGAUUGAUCCGGGCCUUUGGCCAUGAAAGAGUUUGUCUGUCACCCAGGCGAAUUAACUUAUACAGCAGCAUCACUGACCAUCAGCGGAGAUACAUUGAGAAGCGGAGCAAGAACAUGAAGAAAGCAUUGAGCAUGGGUUAUCCCCAAAUGACUUGUGAGCACACCAGAAGGAAACACAUCCAGGUACAUGGCUACAAAUUUCCUCUGGCAAUGUGACUGCCUUUUUCUUGGACUUUCUAGUUAAGCUUUGCAUACAGGUGAAAAAAAAGCCAUUUGCCUUUCCUCACUAUAACAUUUCUUACCAACUGGAAAAGAGUUAGAAAGUAUAGUAGUGUGCAAUUGUGAGUUGUCAUUCUUUUCAUCAACACUCAUUUAUAAAUGACCAUUUGGAUGAAGGGCUUUGCUGCUCAAUGCUUCAGAAUCUACAAAGUAUACCCCUCGCACAGGGGAGCUUUGAGUUUAGAAUGACCUCCAUUCUGAACAACGUUGCCUGGGUUGUUUUAUUUUGUUUUUUGUUUAUUUAUUCCUUCCUGUCUUUCAAGAAAUUUUGAGUUGCUUUUAAACACACAAACGCACAC
This is a messenger RNA of Hipposideros armiger (great roundleaf bat), 10943 nucleotides long. It is a transcript of the gene ALMS1, whose product is annotated as ALMS1 centrosome and basal body associated protein. NCBI's taxonomy places the organism in Eukaryota, Metazoa, Chordata, Mammalia, Chiroptera, Hipposideridae. Gene Ontology annotation, biological process: regulation of centriole replication. Bases 1 to 10581 code for a protein of 3526 amino acids. The record is from RefSeq and is a predicted model, not a curated record. The transcript has 18 exons. Gene Ontology annotation, cellular component: centriole; centrosome; cytosol. Gene Ontology annotation, molecular function: microtubule binding.